Molecule: messenger RNA, 6619 nt
Organism: Rattus norvegicus (Norway rat)
Lineage: Eukaryota; Metazoa; Chordata; Mammalia; Rodentia; Muridae
Source: RefSeq, a predicted model, not a curated record
GGGGAGGGGGCGCGCGGCCCGAGCCCCGCCGCCGUGUCGCUCGGCCUGGGCGUGGCUGUGGUGUCGAGCCUAGUGAACGGGUCCACGUUCGUGCUGCAGAAGAAGGGCAUUGUGCGCGCUAAAAGGCGAGAAGUCCAGCAUGCUGACUUCCCAUUACCAAGAUAGAGAAACAACGAAGUGUGCUCAGAGGCCUGAUUUAAAGCACAUUAGGGCAUUCCAGGGUACUUCCUACUUAACAGAUAUCGUGUGGUGGGCUGGCACCAUUGCAAUGGCUGUUGGCCAGAUUGGAAACUUCCUAGCUUACACUGCGGUCCCUACGGUCCUGGUGACUCCUUUAGGUGCCCUUGGAGUGCCAUUUGGGUCCAUUUUAGCUUCUUACCUUCUGAAGGAGAAGCUCAACAUCUUGGGCAAGUUGGGGUGUCUGCUAAGCUGCGCAGGGUCUGUCGUGCUGAUCAUCCAUUCCCCCAAGUCCGAGAGCGUGACCAGUCAGGCUGAGCUGGAGGAGAAGCUGACCAAUCCAGUGUUUGUGGGCUACCUGUGCAUUGUGCUGCUCAUGCUGCUGCUGUUGAUCUUCUGGAUUGCACCAGCCCACGGGCCCACCAACAUCAUGGUCUACAUCAGCAUCUGCUCCUUGCUGGGCAGUUUCACUGUGCCUUCCACCAAGGGCAUUGGGUUGGCAGCCCAAGACAUCUUGCACAACAAUCCGUCCAGUCAGAGAGCCCUCUGCCUGUGCCUGGUGCUCCUGGCUGUCCUGGGCUGCAGCAUCAUUGUCCAAUUCAGGUACAUCAACAAGGCCCUGGAGUGCUUCGACUCCUCUGUGUUUGGGGCCAUCUACUACGUUGUGUUUACCACGCUGGUCCUGCUGGCUUCAGCCAUCCUCUUCCGGGAGUGGAGCAAUGUGGGCCUGGUGGACUUCUUGGGCAUGGCCUGUGGAUUUACAACUGUCUCCGUGGGAAUUGUCCUUAUACAAGUGUUCAAAGAAUUCAACUUCAACCUUGGGGAGAUGAACAAAUCCAAUAUGAAAACAGACUAAGAUGCAGCCAACAGGUGGGGGCUUGAGGAACAGGCAUUGGAGGGGGUCUGUGGUUCUUACUAUGUAUGUCAAGUAGAAGAGACUCUCGGAGAGAGUUGCCUAUAUACUAAUAGUGGACACUAGGCUUUGCAACAGGGUGAGGUCCAGACCUCUGCAGCACAGAGCUCCCAAUGGUUGUUUGGGUGUAAACUCUCUCUGAUGAGACAAAUUCUGUUUUCAUUUCCAUUAACCUAGAAGCUUUCAUUAAUUACUUGUUUAAAACAUUUUAACAUGAUUUACCAGAAAAUAAGGAUGAGGUCUUUCUAGUUAGUCUUUGUAGAGGAGAUGUUCUUAGAGUACCUUGGAAAAGGAAGUGAAAUCUGGCUCUGUAAAGUAAACGUGAGUGAUCUUCGUACUUGUGUUAAGCAUGUGUAGCAUUCAGGUAUUUUAUUCAAAUAAGUGGUAUGUGAAUCAAAUUGUUUGUAGUCCUUUAACAACCUGACUCUCCUACACGUACCCCAAAGCCGAGGUAAGCAGAGAGAGAAGAGUUCAUGACAGUGAUGCAGAGUUCUAUAGACAGGGUGACUUUCCGAUAGCUCAAAUCAAUUUUAGUGCCUUUAUGAUUUGAAUUAUUCACUUAAUUUAACUAUUACUGUGUAUAUGUUAACUGUUCUAAAAAAUACUAUGUUCAGUGGAAGAUAGUGAAAAGUUAAAGAUACAGAAAACUUUGAAAAGUGACCCACUUGUAUAUUGUCUAAUUAAGGACAACUAAUUAAGAAAGAAGAGAUAUUUAAUUUCCAUUUAACCUCUGUUACUUGGGUCCAUUAUGAAAAACAUCUGCUUUCUGUUUCAGGCAGUAUUGUGUCCAUUCAGAAGAAAUAAACUAUUUAACUUGACACUAAAAUUGUUACAUUAGAGAAUGUCUCUUUAGUGCACACUACAGGAGUUUAGUAAAAGCACCUCAAUAUGAGAACACAACUUAGGACUGUUUCUAAGAAGUGUGAUGUGUACUUUCUAAGACAGUCUCUAGCAAAGAUGAAAACAAUUUAGCCUUCUCAUUUAAAAUGAUAGAACUUUCUAAACUUUCUUACUGAGCCUCUUACUAAACCAUUUGACUGUAUGCAAGGCUCUGAACUUGAUAACCAGCAUCAAAAAGAAACAACAAAACAAAACAAUCUACUUAUAUGGAAAACAGUUGUUAAUCAUGCAGUAUUUUAGAUCAGAGAUGAUCCUUCUAUCCAUAGUAACCCUCCUGUGCAUUAAAAUUGGAGCAAGGUACAAGGUGACACAAUAUAGCUUCAUAUUACGAUAUGCCAUAUUUUGAUGUUAUAUGUUUUAACCUGCUUUGUUUUAUCUGAAUAGAAUAGGUCAAGUUAAAAAAAAUGGGGUUGGAUAAAUAAGUUAUGUGAGGUAGAACAUGAAUUUUAAUAAUACCCAAUUAAACUUCUCACUAGGACAAAAUUGUGCUUUUCCAGAUAGAAAGGUCAUUUUUAAAAUAAAGAGCCAAAGAAUAGCCGGAUGUUGGUGGCAUAUGCUUUUAAUCCCCAGAGGCAUACAAGCCUCUGAGUUUGAGACCAGCCUGGUUUACAGAACAAGUUCUAGGACAGCCAGGACUACACAGAGAAACCCUGUCUCAAACCUGCCCUCUGCCCCCAAAGACCCAAAUAUAGUUCCCUGAACUUUAGAAAAAAACAGUAAGUAAAAGACUAGUUUAGCAUAAAGGAAUCUGGUUUUCUGGCCAUUUGUCAGACUCAGUAAAUUAAAAGUACGAAUGAUGAUCUUGGUGUAUGAGUUAGUAAUUUAUGAAGAACAGAAACAAGGUGACUUAAACAACUGAAAACCUUGCAUAAAGCAGUAGUUAGUAAAUGUUCAAGUUCAUUCUUCUUUGUAUCAGCUCUUGAAUUUUUUUUACUCAUUAGUAUCUUUAUGACUAUAAAACUUAAUUUAUUGACUAGAGCGUAAGUGGAAAGUGUUAUGCAACCAGAUCAGUAUCAUUUUAAUACAAAGGUCUCUGAGUUAAGGAUAUAGCUAUACUAGUACAGUGAAGAAAUUUAUAAUGUGCAAAUUACCUCGUUCAUUUUUGCUACUUACCAUGGAGCUUAGUUUAAAUGCACAAUUACACCAUGAGUAUCCAAAGGCUAAUAUUUUGUGUAUCAAACAAAAUUUUAUAGAAUUAAUACUUCUCCUAACAUUCUGGAACAGCCAGAUUUACAUACGGUCAGCAGAUUGCUUCAGUAGGUUUCAUGCUUUUGUUCAGGAAGAACAAGUUAUCACUCACUGUUAACUUCCAAAUAACAAUCGUGAAUAGGGCCUAAUUUUCAAUGUAGUGCACGUGGAUGUAUUCUUACUUUUACUAAUUCAGUUUUCACAAUUCACAUGGAAAUGCAAAAGAAAUUAAAAAUUCCCAAGUCAGAGCUCUGGGGGAAAACCUAGAAUGCAAAAGAAACUCUUAGUGUUCUCUCUAAAAGUGAGUGCAUAAAGAAACACUUUCAGGGGUUGGGGAUUUAGCUCAGUGGUAGAGCGCUUGCCUAGGAAGCGCAAGGCCCUGGGUUUGGUCCCCAGCUCCGAAAAAAAAGAACAAAAAAAAAAAAAAAAAAAAAGAAACACUUUCAUUAUGAUAUAGUUUUGGGUUUCCCUUCUGAUAAAACUUAAGAAAACGUGCCUAUUAUGUACUUUUCCCCAAGUCUUUAAAAUCAUCAAAAUAAAAAAUUUUGGAACAACUUAGGAAACUACACUUGGAAGACAUUUAGAACAUUUCUCUCCUCUUCUUCUUGGACGGAAAAUAUCUUGCUCAGUAAAUAUCUUUAUAUUUGAAAAGGCUGUUUCCUGUUGUAAGUAUUGAUUAACUAUAAGAUCAGUUAGGGAUUCCUGUUGGAACCCAGAUCCAGGAUACCAUGUGGAACACUAUUCUGGUCUGCAUAAAGGGUGUGGGGGGCGGCGGGGUUCUAGAGGAGGAAGACAUAACUGCCCACACUGGGACCUUUGGAGAGGAACUGCUUCUCCAGCAUCCCUGCCGAUCACUGAGACCAUCAAUAUAGUCUUUUAUAUUAGGAUAUCAAUAAAAUAUAUUUUGCUGCUCUCUGUUCAACUAUUAGAUUCUAUUUCUACUGUUUAAGCCAUUUUUGUUCUGCUUAAUUUUAUUUAGUAAAUAAUCACAGAAAUAAUAUAUUGAUAUUUUCUUUCAUUGAGUUUCACAUAUAUUUUCUUAUUUCUUUUCGUGGUUCUAAGGAAUUCAAACGUGGCCAUUAUACACGAUAGGUAAGAGUUUACUUGGAGCCAUAGCCCUAGGCUGCCCGUGUCUACUUUUGAUAGAACCAUGCGCAACCCUGCAGUCAUAGAUCUUCUUUCUUUGUUCCUGACAGUCCAGUUCUUGGUCAGUGCUGUGCUGAACUUCUAGAAGCUGGUCUCUAGGUGUCUGUAAAGUACUCAGAAGUAGUGACUUUUAGAUGUAGGAAAACAGAUGGUCUGUUGAAACAAGUGUUACUGGGCAUAGACUACUGCUGCCCACUGUGUAAUUUUUUUCUCUUUAUCCCCUUAAAAGGGUCUUAUUGUGUAUCCUAGGGUGGUCUUGGACUCGUAUUUCCUCAACCUCUCCAGUGCUGAGAUUACAGGCAUAUGUCAUUACACUGGACUUCCUGCAUAUUCAAAUUUUUUGUUAGCAGCGAAACUUUUAUUCCAGACUUAUCUAGGAGAGCAGUACUCCUCUCUGAUACCUACUAGGUCUUGGUCAGUAUUUCUGUGAUCUUUAAAAGACCUCAUGUCUAUAUGGAUUAGAUCUAAGGAAGUAUUCUCAGUGUGUCUGACACAAAGGACUAAGCCUUCUCAGGGACCAAAACUGUAUUAUCAGAUCCUUAGCACAGACUUUCUAAGGACAUAGCCACAUUUUUCCUAUGUUUUAUGUGUAUUCACUGCUAGAUUCUGUAGUUGUUAAAAGGCUCCUUGACACACCAGUCACAUCAUAAGCCAGUUUACCACAUAGAAGGCCUAAAUUGUUUGUAUUUCUCAUUUACACAUGACAGUUGUCACUGUUGAAUUUUAAGGGUCUGUUAUUUAGUUCAUAAGUGACUUGUCACAUCUGGCAAGAUUCGUAAACUGUUUUAUCGAUUGAAGAAGAUUAAGAGUUAUAAGAAUAGCAAUGAGCAUCUGACCCAAUAUCACUACUCAUUUUUUAUCAUACACAUUUCUCAUGUACAAUUAAAUGCAGCAAAAGAAUAUUUUUAAAAGUAACAGCUGUUGUAUCAAAAGAUAGCUAUUUAAAAAUUGAUAUUAUGUAGAAAAAAAUGAUCAUGUAAAUAAACAUCUGUUUCAAAUGUACCCAAAAAUAAUUUAAGAGCAUAGUCAUAGGCCCAUGCAGUCAGGAAGGAUUUAUUUAUUUGUUUGUGUUUAAAGGUUUAUAUUUAUUUCAUGUCAUACGGGCGUUUUUCUGCAUAUAUGUAUGUGUACCACCCGCAUGCAGUGCCCACCAAGGCUGGAAGAGGUGGAAAGAUCCCUUGGAACUGGAGCUUCUGCCGUUGUGCUCCACCAAGAGGGUCCUGGGAACCCAACCUGAGCCCUCGGCGAAGCAGCACGUGCUUUUAAGCACUGAGCCAUCUCUCCAGUCCCAGAGGACUUUCAUUUUUCCCAAUUUUCUCCUGAUUUGUGAAAAUGUAUGUGAGUUUUUUUAACCUUUCUGUGCCUCGGUUUUUCUACCUCGAAAGUUGUAGGAAGGUUCUCCAAAACCGAUUCUAAACCGAGGAUACAUUCAGUAACACUCUGGGAACUGAAGGGAGGAGCAGUGUGCUCAGAACUGCUCUGGAAGGUUGCAACGUUGGAGUCUCAUCAAGACUGUGCUGUAGAGCACGUAACCUUGAACACCAAACAAGUAAGGGGAAUGCUGGGCACAAAGUUUGCAUGAUUCCGUAAGACGUUAACUUUGUUUUAAGGGUUUACAUAUUUUGUUGGAGAAGGAGGAAAUAAAACAUGGACUUCAAAAAAAAUAAUGGAAAGACCGGAUGGCAUGACGAGUUCCUGUGUUGGGCUGCGUUGGGCUGUGUGCUGUAUAUGUAACCUGUGUGUCCCAUCAAUUCUGUUUCGUUGAAUUUCUCAUGAGACAUGCUGAACUUCCUGCUCACCAGGGCACCUGAGCCCUCAUACUCAACUAUCUGAUGCCAGGCAAAUGUCAGGAACUCCCGAAACACUAAUGCCAAAGAGUCACCUUGACAAAUUCAGAAUGCUUCUUUUGUCAUAAUACCUUGCAUUUCACCUCAUCAGUGUUUUUGCACUUUACAAAAGUUUAAAGGUGUGGCAUUUCGGUUGUAAUCCUGGUUUUGCUUUUUAAAAGAAUAAUUAUUACUUCCUCAUGAAAUGAACAUAAUGAGAGAAACAGAUUAAAAAGAAUGCCAAAUGUUGGUUGCGUGAAAGCUUUUUUCACAUGAAUGUAGUAGGGGAAAAUGUUUCCAGUUAGUACACACACAUAUUUAUCACUGUCUAGGACUUGCUUAUAUUUUGCUUCAUAGAAGUAGUCAUAGCAUGUUAUAAAUGCCUUAUGUAGAUAAAAAGGCUCUUAAGUUUUACAAUAAUAUUUAUUAUUCUGUAUAUGUUUUAAAAUAAAGUAACAUUUCUAGCUGA